UCUACGUGCCACGCAGAUCGGACGUAUUCGACUCACAGAUUGGUUUCGGUUCGGUGCGGUUCGAUUUUAAGUGAGAAUACUCAGUGAUUGGAAUUUUGAUAUCCAAUUUGAAAAUAUUCGAAGUGAUACUUGUGGUACCAACUUGUUUUUGAACAAUGCCACGCAAGAAGCGUAGUUCCAGUCCCACGGAGUUCUUUGAUGACGACUUCGAUGAGGAUGCCAGUUCUCAAAGCUCCCAGCCGCCAGUGCAGCGAAAUGCGGCAAAUGCCCGGGAGCGGAUGCGUAUGCGGGUGUUAUCCAGCGCAUACGGACGUUUGAAGACCAAGCUGCCCAACAUUCCGCCGGACACGAAGCUCUCCAAGUUGGACACGUUGCGUUUGGCCACGCUUUAUAUCAAGCAGCUAAUUACGGCCGUGGAGACAGGCAGCCACUCGCAGAACCAUCCGCACAACCACAACCAGCACCACAGCCUCAACCACAGCCACUCGAGCACCACCAGUUCCGAAGGCCUGGACACAAGUCACAUGGCAGAUUCGUCCGGUGGAGGCAAUUAUCAUUUCCACAACAACGGACACGGCAUGAGCUGGCCCUUUGAGUUCCACCAGAGUAGCCGGAGUUUGGCAUUUGCCCCAUCACCAUCAACCACCUCUUCCGCCCGCAUGGAUUGGCAAGCUCUGCAUCCGCAAUCCUAUCCGAAGUCCACGCGAAGCGAAACCCAUGUUUCGGCGGAUCUUAGUUACCAUCAGUUGCCGGAGUCACACAGUCACUGGUAUCCGGCGGAAGUGCAUCAAAUGGAGCCAGCGGCCAGCUGUUCCUAUGACUCUGGAAUGGGGCAGCAUCAGCGCGGCAUAGCUAUAGCCACUAGCCACGCCCAUGGCAUUUAAGCGGAUAUUAUAAAUAAUGUUCUCACCCAAGCCAAAUGUAUUUACCACCUACUUACACUUAGUAUUAAAUCGUGAUUUAAUUUUACGCGUUUCCGUAUGUGCAAGCCUGAACAUAUGCUAUAAGGCCAAAGAUUGGUGUUACCUCAUGAUCAUUUA
Molecule: messenger RNA, 1040 nt
Organism: Drosophila sechellia
Lineage: Eukaryota; Metazoa; Arthropoda; Insecta; Diptera; Drosophilidae
Gene: HLH54F
Product: basic helix-loop-helix domain-containing transcription factor HLH54F
Exons: 3
Coding region: 156-884 (242 amino acids)
Biological process (GO): developmental process; regulation of transcription by RNA polymerase II
Molecular function (GO): DNA-binding transcription factor activity, RNA polymerase II-specific; protein dimerization activity; RNA polymerase II transcription regulatory region sequence-specific DNA binding
Source: RefSeq, a predicted model, not a curated record